Molecule: messenger RNA, 2721 nt
Organism: Aspergillus alliaceus
Lineage: Eukaryota; Fungi; Ascomycota; Eurotiomycetes; Eurotiales; Aspergillaceae
Gene: psrA
Product: putative general stress response phosphoprotein phosphatase Psr1/2
Exons: 9
Coding region: 1-2721 (906 amino acids)
Molecular function (GO): phosphatase activity; protein binding
Source: RefSeq, a predicted model, not a curated record
AUGCUCGGAGGGAGCUCGGAGCGGGAUUCCCUACCAUCGAAUUCUGACGCCCCCACGGGAGAAGCGUCCAUGCCUAUCGCAACGAGUCACCCCGACUCAAUCCCUGAAUCGUCGCCUCUGGUUCAUGUCACCGGUACCGAUGCGUCGCCGACGGCAAAUCCGUUAGAGUCCUCCGGGGCGGCUCCAGAAUCCACACCUGUCCCCGAAGGCACCUCUGCCGCCAGUUCUGCCGAAGUAUCCAAAAAGCAGUAUCUGCUCCCCGUCCCGUCACGAACAUCCUUGAAAGCGGACAGACAAUCCACGUUAGACAAUUCUCAGGACACUGCCAAUGACGACUCCGAAAACACGCUCCGAGGUUCGAAGAGAAGCAUUCUAAAGGGGAGGAGGGACAGGAGCAAAGGAAGUAGUAUGAGAUCUCGGCGGAGGAAUGAGGAGAACAUGGUAAUGGAAGAGAAUAAGACGGAUUCCGACUUACGGGAACCCGCCAAGGUGGAGAAGAAGAGUAGAGUUUCAUCCCGGCUUUUUGCCUUCUUGAGUUGUUGCUCAUCCUCCAACGUCGAUCCCGAGGAUGCUGCCAUUCCAGCGAAGAGGACAACCCGCCGGCUAUCGGUCCCAAGUACCCAGCCUACUCCGGAAAAGGCUGAGGUUCAUGCCGGUGACUCGAGCACUGCAGAGUCCAAGGAGCCGAGCUACUAUCGUGAUGAAAAGGUAAAUAUGACCGUGACGUCUGACCAGUCGCCGUCGCAAGUGGACGAAGAGCAGACAGGCAGUGGCCCGGAUCAAGGCUCGCAGCUCGACGGCACGGUAACGUCUCCGGUUCAACUUGAGUCGCACCAUGAACCUUCUUCACAGAAGGACAUGGCUGAAGGACGGGAUUUAGCGGUAGCCCAACAAGAAUCCAGUGCGGUUACGGCGAAUGAUGUAUCGGAAAAGCCUGAGGAACUCUCCCAAAAGCCCGAGGAGCACGUAACAUUUUCAGUGCCGCCACCAAGGGUCGAUGAUUCUCCUGCCCCGAAGGGCGAACCUACUGCACAACCAGCUGUAACAGCCGACACUGUUGGUCCCAAGGAUGAGUCGAAGUACUCUACGCAUGAGGAAGAGGCGAUCGAUCUACCAGCCGAGCUACCACCACCGCCGCCCCUCAUUCCGCCGGGGCAACGGUCAGAAAAUGAGAACCAUGAUAGGGAUCAACAAUGGCUGCUACCUCCCCCUCUGCCUCACCUGCGAGAGCGGAAAUGCCUGGUCCUUGACCUAGACGAGACCUUGGUCCAUAGUAGUUUUAAGGUUCUCGAGCGCGCCGAUUUCACCAUCCCCGUUGAGAUUGAGGGCCAGUACCAUAACAUUUACGUUAUCAAGCGGCCCGGGGUCGACCAGUUCAUGAAACGGGUUGGCGAACUAUACGAAGUUGUUGUUUUUACGGCAUCUGUUUCAAAGUACGGCGAUCCGUUGUUGGAUCAACUGGACAUCCAUAAUGUUGUCCACCACCGACUUUUCAGAGAUAGUUGCUAUAAUCAUCAAGGCAACUAUGUGAAGGUCGUUGGCCGCGACCUUCGAGACACGAUUAUUAUCGAUAAUUCUCCCACGUCUUAUAUAUUCCACCCUCAACACGCGAUACCCAUCAGCAGCUGGUUCUCUGACGCCCAUGAUAAUGAGCUUCUUGAUCUGAUUCCCGUCCUGGAAGAUCUCGCUGGUACACAAGUAAAAGACAUCGAUCCCCCCUUUCCCCCAUCCACAAUGAAAGACAGUAAGGGGUGGGACGGAAAACUACGAGUCGGCGCCCAAGCGACCAUCACUAAUCCGGAGGCCCUCGAAGACCCGGAUUACACGGAUGAGGAUGCCCCCCCCGUGGAGGAGAUCGAGGCUGAUGAAGAUCUACUAGAAGAUGAGGAUAGGGAUACCGAGAGGAUAUGUCUUCGACAGAACCAAAUAUCGCGGAUCACGUUUCCCCCCGAGAUUGCCGCGACGCUAGUCGAGCUUGAUCUCUACGAUAAUCUGAUUUCGCAUGUGAAGGGUCUAGACGAGUUUAAGGAGCUGACGAGUCUGGAUCUGAGCUUUAAUAAGAUCAAGCAUAUCAAGAAUAUCUCGCAUUUGGUCAAGUUGACGGAUCUGUACUUCGUACAGAACAAGAUCUCGAAGAUUGAGGGGUUAGAGGGGUUGAGUGUAUUGAGGAAUUUGGAGCUGGGAGCUAAUCGGAUCAGGGAAAUCGAGAACCUUGACUCAUUGACGUCGCUGGAAGAGUUGUGGCUUGGGAAGAAUAAGAUUACGGAAUUUAAGAAUUUGGAUUCUUUGCAGAACCUCAAGAUCCUCUCAAUUCAGUCGAAUAGGCUUACGAGUCUCCACGGACUCUCCUCCCUCAAGAACCUGGAAGAACUCUACGUUUCUCAUAACGCUAUUACCGACCUCAGCGGUCUGGAAUCGAAUACCCAGUUGCGCGUUUUGGAUUUCUCGAAUAACCAGGUCUCCAAGCUCGAACAUCUGUCGCAUUUAAAGAAUCUGGAGGAGCUCUGGGCGUCGAACAACCAGCUGGCAAACUUCGAUGAGGUGGAGAAGGAGCUGAAGGAUAAGGAGAAGCUACAGACGGUCUACUUCGAGGGCAACCCGUUACAGACGAAGGGGCCUGCGGUGUACCGGAAUAAGGUGCGCUUGGCGAUACCGCAUAUUAUGCAGAUCGAUGCUAGUAAGUGCAAUCUUUUUCCCCUUUGGAGUGCGUGCAUAUACUGA